UAGAAGUCGUGUUUCAAGUCUUCCCACAUAAGAUAAAGAUUUACCAAAGGAAGAGAUAUAGAUAGAAGUAUAGAACACCGCCAUCCUCAACUAUAAAUUCCUCUCUCCUCUCAGUUCUUCAAAAAAGUUGAUCGGAUUGAGUUAAUCAGACUCGGAAUGGAUUCUUGCAGUAACCAACAGAAGAAACAUGGGAUCAUGGUUGAAGGUCAGGGAGGUGAUGAUCUUGAUUCAGUUUCUUCUUCUUUGGAUGUUUCGAGCAGCUUGAUUUCAUCAACUCAUUCAGAUUUCUUGGACGAUGCAACCACGACGACUGAGUCUUCUUCGGCUUCUUGUUCUUCUUCUUCUCCGAAUCAGCUCUCCAGUAAAGGCCCUUUCUAUGAGAUGAACUCUCUCAUGCAACAACUCCCUUUGAAGAGAGGGUUAUCGAAGUAUUUCCAAGGGAAGUCACAAUCAUUCACAUCUUUAUCCAAUGUGAGGAGCUUAGAGGACCUUGCCAAGCCAGAGAACCCAUACAACAAGAAGCUCAAGUACUGCAAAAGCGAUGAAGGAUCGUCAGAAAGCCAGAAAACUUGCACUCCCAAAACCAGCUCAAAGAUUAUCACAAAGAAGUCUUCAACCAAUUUAAGGAUGAACAUAAGUUUCUUGGGCAACAGAAGACCUCGACUUCCUCCACCAAAAUCUAAUAGUUUUUAGAAAAUAGAAGCUAUGUCAUCAUAUCUACCCAAAUAUUCUUUAGAUUAGAUUACUAGCAAUUUUAUUUGUAUCACUUUUUAUCUGAAGCCUUAGACAAAUAAUUAGAUUUUUUUAAGGGUUUUGACUUUUCUCUUUUUCUAGUCUUGUUGAGUACGUUACUUACAUACCUGGAUAUCAUUUUUUUGUUAAUAUAGAUGGACAAU
Messenger RNA from Macadamia integrifolia, 896 nucleotides. RefSeq lists its product as uncharacterized. The transcript has 2 exons. Lineage: Eukaryota; Viridiplantae; Streptophyta; Magnoliopsida; Proteales; Proteaceae. The record is from RefSeq and is a predicted model, not a curated record. Bases 157 to 693 code for a protein of 178 amino acids.